GGAUAUCUCAAUGGAGCUGUCACCUGACAAGCCCUAAUUUCCUUUUCGGGACGCAUCUGUUUUCUAUCUCCCAGUGUUAGUUGGCGAGAGCUCUACCGUCCACACCAAGCACUCAAAGGGCGGGGAUACUAGUCAUGCUUUGUACUGAUAUUUGAAAUGGCAUGACGACUCUAGCAAGGCAUGCUCACGCCGAUUAGGACACGCGGGCGCAGGAAGAGACCUUGGGCCGCCAGUGAUGGCGUCCCCAAGCCGAUAGCAUCUGGACCGAAGGGUGGAAGACCCAUGCUAUCGCUACAGGCAAAGCAUAUCAGAUCUCAGUCUUCAGGGAUUAAGCGGGCCCGGCUCCUCGUGGCUCGACCGCCGCCGCCGAAACCUCGAAACAAACUAUCCAGGCUGGAGUCUCUUCCGGUGGAGCUGAUCGAGAAGAUUUUCCUGUACUCCCUGAAUGUGAAUCUGCCACGAUGCUCACAGUCUAUUUCUGCCGCUGUUUCUAGCGAGCGAGUUUACCGCGCGCUGACGCUGCUGGCACUCUGGGACGAUUCAUACGCGCAAAGAUUGCUCACGCCAGCGACACCAGAAACAAGCCCAAGUACACCCGAACUUGCAGCUGCAGUUACCAGUGAAAAAGAGAUACUGCGACUACUGAGACCGUUGGAUUAUGUGCCGUUGCUGCGGAAUGAGCGCAAGCAUCUUCAAACCAACGUCCUUCGUUGCCGAUGGUGUACCAUUGAGCGACUACUGUCCUAUCUUCCAGACCUGAUGCGCUUGACUGUUCAGCGACAUUGGCUCAACGGAAGCUUUCAGAUGAGCAGUGAUACACUGGAUAAUCUUCGUCUUCUGUUGGCCCAGAAAAACGAUACAUGCAGCUUCAAGGGCACCGAUAAGGGCGAAAACCACUACACGUUGUCGAUUACGCCAUUUGUGUCGAUAACUAUUACAUGUUUUGAAACAGAGCAGCAAAUAAUCCAUCCAAUUAUUGGUAUCUUGGGAAUUCCCGACAAACUUUUGAGCGGCACGUCGGCGGGUUUUAGCGACAACCACGUUCGUUUCCUCGAGAUCGUUCGCAUGGCCAGUGGAUUUAACCGCUCGGAUGUAGCGUCGACCGACAUCUCUUUUUCUCGCGAAGCAAUCCAGCAAGGUAUCCACACGGCUUUGAUAGAGCGUCACGCUGACGCGUUAACGAUUCUCCUCAAAAUCGAUGAGUACACCUUCCGCAGUGAGAACACGUCAGCAACCCAAACUCUUCCAUAUACGAUACCACCGGAACAUUUUCGUACUGCUGUCCGCGUUGCGCGCGAUGACCCGAACUUCUUUCAACUUCUACUCCGCACCAGUGCCGAGUCCCUUCCUGCAGAUGACUCGGAGAUCACGCAGUGGGCAAUGGAAUUGGAUGGCUCAUUUGGGUCGUGGCUACUGGAUUUCAUGCUUCAGCUACCGGAGCGGAUCAAGGCGGCAAAUAAUGACCCUGUUAAUGGGCCAAUAUUUUACCUCGGUGGCAUGGCUGCACAGCUUCCGAUAGCACUUCGAUAUCUUCGCGAUGUUCUGGGGCUGGAGGAACUGGAUAGGUGGAUGGGUGAGUCGCCCUAUGACUUUUCAAGUGAAUGGGUCGUGAAAGGUUGAGUUCGACCGAAUUUACCAUGUUACUCCCAGCUUUGAAAGGGUCGACUUCAAUGGAAGAAAUAUCCAACCUCGUGUGUCCAAUGGCACCAUGCCCAAGGAGGCAUAUUAGUUAUUUGUUGG
Aspergillus versicolor CBS 583.65 is the source of this 1740-nucleotide messenger RNA. RefSeq lists its product as uncharacterized. The coding region runs from base 181 to 1620 and encodes 479 amino acids. The transcript has a single exon. NCBI's taxonomy places the organism in Eukaryota, Fungi, Ascomycota, Eurotiomycetes, Eurotiales, Aspergillaceae. The record is from RefSeq and is a predicted model, not a curated record.